GUCCGGCCGGGGCGGCGGCGCCGGAGCCCUGGGGCGGCGCGGGGGCUCCGGCUCGGCCGCUCCGCGCCCUGCGCUGCGCUGCGGUGGGCCCGGGUCGGGCAGUGCGGCCGAGCCCGCCCGGGUCGGGCCGGGCGCCGGGGGACCCCUGGUCAGCGGCGAGCUGGGGUUCGCCUCGGGCUCAUCGGGGGUUUUCCUUCGCUCCGUUUCCUCGGGAGGGCUCGGGCAGGCCGGGAAGGAGGGCGGGAACGUGCCCGCGGUCCGGGCAGGCGGAGGAAGAUCCGUCUCCGAGCAGGCACGUGCUGCUGCGGCGUUGCCCGAAAUGCUCCCGGGCUGGAAACCCUCCGAGCUGGCCCUGACCCACCCGGCUGGCAUCUGCUCGAGGGCAGGAAGGCUCUGCAGAGGGACCUGGACAGGCUGGAUCGACGGGCCGAGGCCAACUGGACGAGGUUUAACAAGGGCAAGUGCCGGGUCCUGCCCUUGGGUCACACCAGCCCCAGGCAAGGCUCCAGGCUUGGGGCAGAGCGGCUGGAACGUGCCCGGCGGAGAAGGCCCUGGGGGUCAUGCCGUGAAAGGGCGCACUAAGAAAACCUGAUGCCCUGAGCACGUUACUUCUGGAGAAACGCUUGGCCUCUGCAGCUCUGUGUGGGACACUGAAAGGCAGUUGUGGACGCAGUCUGUUGGAGUCUUUGAGGGCAAGCAGUGUUUCCUGGGGCAGACAGCAGUGGAUCUCGUGGGAUGGCUGCACCGAACGGAGAUGGACGAAGUUCUGGCAUUCCUCAAACCCUGACAGCGCGAAUGUGGUGGAAUAAGUGCCGGCGCAGGUCCUGAUCCUCGUCUUCUGUCGACCCUCAGCACGUCCAGCGUCCCGUUUUCGGAAGAAAGUGUGUUGGAUUUCAAACCCUUGGGCAGGACAGGAGGAGGCGGCCUUCUCGGGUCAGUGAUGAGUGUUGGCAUGUAUUAUCUGAUCUAAAGGUGAUGUCUGUCACCACUUUAGCUCUAGAAUUACUCUGAGACCUGGGAAACUCCAGUUUCCUUAGACUGUGACCGUGGCGCUUUUUCAACCUGGAGUCAAAUGCCUGUCACGUUCUAAGGCAGCGUAAGGAGAAGGGGGCGCAAUCUGAGCUUCCUUCCGUUUACGCGCUAGGGAGGUGACAUGAGCUAGGAGUAAAAACAUAAAGCCAGCUGGGGCCCAAGACCAGCGCUGUUGUGUUCAUAUGACAUUGUGUCCCUGGAGCGUACUGGCUCACGUCAGUGCUACCUCAGAAAUCUUUGUAUUCGCUACUCAGACCUCGAUUUUUCCUCACUGUGCAGUUUGCGUCUAAUCGUAGAAUGCCCUGAGCUGGAAGAGACCCACAAGGACCGUCAAGUCCAGCUCCCGUCCCUGCACAGGACAAGCCCAAAUUCGCACCGUGCCUCUGAGGGCGUUGUCCAAGUGCUGCUUGAAUAUCGCCAGGCUUGGUGCCGUGACGGCCUCCCUGGGGAGCCUGUUCCAGGGCUCCACCACCCUCUGGGGGAAGAACCAGUUCUUCUCCUUAACUAUACACUUUAUUGCCCAGUUCUCUGCGGCUUCUGAGGUGGGAUGUUUGCUUUGAUCAGUCUCUCAGCUCUCCUCAAGGAAAUAGUGGUAAAACAAGUGCUUCUCUAUCUCUCAGUUCCCGACUCUGGCCAUCAAAUUCUGUUUUGCCGAGCUCACGUAGUUCGUUCUUGUGGCUCAGCGGAGAAUUCCAAAACGACCAUUUUCUUCAGGAUAUCACUGCAUUGAUGUUAAGGAGUUUUGUUCCUGAUUUCGGUGACACUGCGGCAGCCGGGCAGAUGGCAGGCCCGGGUUGCGGGUCGAGCAACAAGCCUUGGGCCAGCUCUUCGGGGCUCCCAGGCUUCGGAGCUCCUCCCUUACUGUCCCGGUAGUGGGGCCGGAGGGGCGGAGGGAACAAUUUGGCCUAGCACCUUCCCGGCACCCAGGCUGUUGCCGAGUUUCUGUCGAACGGGUGUCGAGAGCCUGUGUGACUGGCCUGUCGGAAACCCCGUUCCUCCGCCCUUGCUGUCAUGGACAUGGCGUCCUGGGGUAUAGCGCCUUCUCCAUCAAGGACGUCCCAGGCGGCCACGUUCUCUGUUGACUCGGAAAGCCCGUCUGGAGCAUUCCAGGGACAGGCACCGCUCCCACGGGAGCCCCCUUCCAGAGCUGGAUGAGGGAAGCCCGUCCCUACCCAGAGGAUCACGGCCAAAUGCUGCCCUGACCCGAACCCGUGCGUGGAGGUGGAGCUGGUGAUGGUCCCUUCCACCUCGGCUCCCUGCUCUGCCACGCAAGGGCCUGCCAAGUGUCGCAACAAGGCCACAGGAAUUGCAAGGGCGGUCCUCAGCCUGGCUUGGCAUCUGGCAGGUGCCCUUGUCUCCCUGUGGAGACACCUGCUGAGCACACGCGUCUUUGCCAGGCAAAAGAUGGGCCCGCAGAGCAAGAGGUUCUUGAAAGUCGUCUUCCUGUGGCUCCCAGUGGCUCUGGCUGGUGCUUACUGCGCGACCUCGCUGCCGGUGUGGACAACGCAGGCAAAGGGACUGAUAGAGGAGCUGACACGCGUGUCGUCGGCAAACCUGAAGAUGCUGUGGUAAGAGAGGUUUCCUGAGCUGGAACUGGUUCUGUGCAGAAGCGUCAGCCGACCUCGUGCUACCUGCGCUCACUUUCCUAACAGCCAGGGCUCCCGUACUUCCCUCCUGCCUUUGCCUUUUGCUCAGCCUGGUGCGGAAGGGAAGCACUGGCAAAGCAGGGGAAGCACACGUGUCUGUCUCUCCUCUUGCUGAGCUCAGACGCUCCCCAGAGGCGAUGGGCCGCUCUCUGACCGGAUCGGCUUUCCUGUCGUGCAGGAACUUGCCUGUUUUGGUGGCGGAGGAAACCCAAAAGACACGCUCUCUGCUGGAGGAGGUGGCUCAGCUGAGGGCACAGAUCCGCAGUUUGAAGGAAGCUCAGGAAGUGAACCAGGCAGCGUCCAAGAAGGCUUUGGGUGCCUACAUCGAGAUGUCUGACUGGGCCCUGGAAAGCUCUGGUGCCACCAUUGACACGCAGAGAACUUCCGAGACCUACGACUGCCAGGAGAAUUGGGGCUGCAGGGUUUUAUGGUUCUUCCGCGCUGCCAAGCCUCCUGAGACUAUUUUGCAGGCGGAUGUUUCCCCAGGAAACUGCUGGCCUUUCCAAGGGCAUCAGGGCCAGGUGGUCAUCAGGUUGCCAGCACGAGUCCAUCUGACUGCCAUCACUGUGCAGCACAUCUCCAAAGACGUGUCUCCAUCUGGGACUGUCCUCAGCGCCCCCAGAGACGUCGCUGUCUUUGGAGUGGAUGCGGACGGAGAAGAGGAAACUCUCCUUGGGACGUUCACGUACGACGUGGCAAAAGAGUCUAUUCAGACCUUCCCUCUGAAGAACGCGCCGCUUCCCAGAGCCUUUCCGUCUGUCAAACUUCUUGUGAAGAGCAACUGGGGAAACCCAGCGUACACCUGCAUUUAUCGAGUGCAGGUUCAUGGGAAGAUGGCGCAACCAGAGAGCCCCAGGUGAAACCAGAGAGAAAAAAAAGUCCAACAUGAGAAAGAAGAAGAAGGGGAGGAAGAACAAAUAAAUCUAGAAGAUGUGGCAAUUGA
Molecule: messenger RNA, 3621 nt
Organism: Phalacrocorax carbo (great cormorant)
Lineage: Eukaryota; Metazoa; Chordata; Aves; Suliformes; Phalacrocoracidae
Source: RefSeq, a predicted model, not a curated record